This is a messenger RNA of Peromyscus eremicus (cactus mouse), 1483 nucleotides long. RefSeq names its product C1q and TNF related 4 (gene C1qtnf4). The coding region runs from base 341 to 1342 and encodes 333 amino acids. Gene Ontology annotation, molecular function: protein binding. The record is from RefSeq and is a predicted model, not a curated record. The transcript has a single exon. Lineage: Eukaryota; Metazoa; Chordata; Mammalia; Rodentia; Cricetidae.
CUUUAAAAAAGUCUGGAGAAGUACUGGCCUAAUCCGAUGGUUCUGAAAAUGUGAACUCUAAAUCAGCUGAUCAGACUACUAAGGAUACUAUUAAACAUGCAAACUCUAGGCCCCAUUCCAGACUUCUGGAAUACAUUCGAGGCGGGGACAAGUAUGGGUGCUGUAAUGAGCACUCCAGGUGACCCCGAAGCACCCUAAGUGAGAAGCACUGGCCUAAGUGAAGGAAAACGGAGAGCAAGUCAUGGGUCAAGAGCAAGGCUAGGUAGAAAAAUUACAGGGGGAAGCAGCCGCUGUCCAACCCUCCUCCCGUGCCCGGGUCUUCUCUCCCCUCCCAGGUGCCAUGCUGCUGCUCCUGCUGGGCUUGCUAAGCCCGGCGGCCUGCUGGGCACUGGGCCCGGCUGGCCCCGGCUCUUCAGAGCUGCGCUCAGCCUUCUCGGCGGCUCGCACCACCCCGCUGGAGGGCACGUCGGAAAUGGCGGUGACCUUCGACAAGGUGUACGUGAACAUCGGCGGCGACUUCGACGCGGCCACCGGGCGCUUCCGCUGCCGCGUGCCGGGCGCCUACUUCUUCUCCUUCACGGCCGGCAAGGCCCCGCACAAGAGCCUGUCGGUGAUGCUGGUGCGCAACCGCGACGAGGUGCAGGCGCUGGCCUUCGACGAGCAGCGGCGGCCCGGCGCGCGGCGCGCGGCCAGCCAGAGCGCCAUGCUGCAGCUCGACUACGGCGACACGGUGUGGCUGCGGCUGCACGGCGCUCCGCAGUACGCGCUCGGCGCCCCCGGCGCCACCUUCAGCGGCUACCUGGUGUACGCCGACGCCGACGCCGACGCCGACGCGCCUGCGCGCGGGGCCGCGCCCCCGGAGCCGCGCUCGGCCUUCUCGGCGGCGCGCACGCGCAGCCUGGUGGGCUCGGACGCCGGCCCCGGGCCGCGCCACCGGCCGCUGGCCUUCGACACCGAGCUGGUCAACAUCGGUGGCGACUUCGACGCGGCGGCCGGCGUGUUCCGCUGCCGCCUGCCCGGCGCCUACUUCUUCUCCUUCACGCUGGGCAAGCUGCCGCGCAAGACGCUGUCGGUGAAGCUGAUGAAGAACCGCGACGAGGUGCAGGCCAUGAUUUACGACGACGGCGCCUCGAGGCGCCGCGAGAUGCAGAGCCAGAGCGUGAUGCUGGCGCUGCGGCGCGGCGACGCCGUCUGGCUGCUCAGCCACGACCAUGAUGGCUAUGGCGCCUACAGCAACCACGGCAAGUACAUCACCUUCUCGGGCUUCCUGGUGUACCCCGACCUCGCCGCCGCCGCCGCCGCGGCCGCCGGCCCGCCGGCCCUCAAGCCCCCCGAGCUCUAAGCCCCUGCUCGGAGCAACCCGGGAAGGCCGUGGGGGUGUGCAUGCCGAGCCGGGACCGCGGCCCGAACGCCCCACCGCCCGAGCAUAACAGCCUGCUCGACGCGCCUGGACUCUGCCAAUAAAGUGGGCCUGCCGCUGCCA